GCGUCCAGGCCGCCAGGGGGCGACAGACACCGCGCUGCUGGUUCUGUAAACAGAAGAAGCUCAACGCCACAACAACACGGCUAGCUAGUAGCGUUAGCUCGAAGAAGAGCGAACUUAUUUUUUUCUACUAAUUGGGAACAUAUCAACAGGUACGCUGGAAUUUUCUGACACCCACUCGGACAUGUCCUAUGUCUUCAUCAACGACUCGUCGCAGACCAACGUGCCCCUGCUGCAGGCCUGCAUCGAUGGAGACCUGCCUUUCGCCAAGCGGCUCCUGGAGACGGGCUGCGACCCCAACAUCCGCGACAACCGGGGCCGCACCGGCCUGCACCUAGCCGCCGCCCGGGGGAACGUGGACAUAUGCCGCCUGCUGCACAAGUUCGGGGCCGAUCUGUUGGCGACUGACUAUCAGGGAAAUACGGCGCUCCACCUGUGUGGCCACGUGGACACGAUACAGUUCCUGGUCUCCAACGGGCUGAAGAUCGAUAUCUGUAACCACAACGGCUCCACCCCUCUGGUGCUGGCGAAGAGACGCGGCGUCAACAAGGACGCCAUCCGUCUGCUGGAAGGACUGGAGGAGCAGGAGGUGAAGGGCUUCAACAGGGGACCUCACUCCAAGCUGGAGACCAUGCAGAUGGCCGACAGUGAGAGCGCGAUGGAGAGCCACUCCUUACUCAACCCCAACCUGCAGAGCAGCGAGGGCGUCCUGUCCAGCUUCCGCACCACCUGGCAGGAGUUUGUGGAGGACCUGGGCUUCUGGAGGGUGCUGCUGCUGCUGGUGGUCAUCGCCCUGCUCUCCCUGGGCAUCGCCUACUACGUCAGCGGGGUCCUGCCCUUCUCCACCAGCCAGCUGGAGCUGGUGCACUGAGGGCGGCGGCGGC
Gasterosteus aculeatus aculeatus (three-spined stickleback) is the source of this 881-nucleotide messenger RNA. Lineage: Eukaryota; Metazoa; Chordata; Actinopteri; Perciformes; Gasterosteidae. The record is from RefSeq and is a predicted model, not a curated record.